AUGAUUCUCACGAGUGACGGCUGUGUCUAUGGAUUGGGUGAUAAUACGUUCGGACAUAUAUACUGUUUGAGCUACUAUUCAUUUGCCAUCACAUCCAACGGACAGGUGUUUAGUUGGGGUCGAAAUGAUUGGUAUAAUUUGGGACACAACUCAUCGGAUAAAAUAUGGGAACCACAACUCAUUGCAGACAUGACUUGUAUUAAGACCAUCUGCCCCGGAGUUGUUUGUGAAGUAAAUAUUUAUAAGCGUUUGUAUGAAGAGUUGCGUUCAUUAGGUUCGGGAGCUUUUGGGAAAGAUUUCAAAGUUCUGUUGCUAAAUAUGACGACAAUUUACGGGAAUUUGUGUUCACAUAGUCUGAAGAAUAUUCUUCAACACAAACCACAAGUAUUUGGUCGACAACCGGGAGAACCCAUGAAUUCAAUCGAGUUUUACUUUUCGUGUCAUAUAUUCAAAGAGAUCUUUAAUUCAAUCGAGUUUUACAUUUCGUGUCAUAUAUUCAAAGAGAUCUUAGAAUGCGUUCAAUAUUUACAUGAAUUGAAUCCUCCGAUCAUUCAUAGAGACCUCAAACCCGACAAUAUAUUAGUGGCGAGGACUGUAAGAAAUGGCAGAUAUUUGAAAGUGGCUGACUUUGGGUUGGCUACUGUUCACCAGCACUCGUCAGAUAAGGGAGAUCUGAGAUAUCAGGCGCCAGAAGUGGGUCAGGGAGUGGUCUAUAACCAUAAAAUAGACGUCUUCAGUUUGGCUAUAAUUGCAGAAAAAGAUAUUUUUGGGAUUCAUUUGGAGGACAAACUGUAA
This is a messenger RNA of Oppiella nova, 795 nucleotides long. The record is from the annotation of a GenBank genome assembly. NCBI's taxonomy places the organism in Eukaryota, Metazoa, Arthropoda, Arachnida, Sarcoptiformes, Oppiidae.